Molecule: messenger RNA, 2193 nt
Organism: Suillus subalutaceus
Lineage: Eukaryota; Fungi; Basidiomycota; Agaricomycetes; Boletales; Suillaceae
Exons: 9
Coding region: 1-2193 (730 amino acids)
Source: RefSeq, a predicted model, not a curated record
AUGUAUGAGUCGUGUUCUGUUUAUCAGGUCCGCAAGAAAAUUAACUUUGGUCCUGGCAGGGAAGAUUGGGGACUUGCAGAAUGGCUUGUUAAAAGCCUUGGGCAGACUCGAACGGAUGAAUUUCUGAAGUUACCGAUAACGCAAAACCAUAUGAAACCUUCAUUCCACAACAAUCGGUCAUUCCUACAGAAGGUCAAUAAGCUGCCGCACGGACCUGCCUGGAGUUGCAAGAAGAAUGGCCAGUUGCUGCAUGAGGAUGUUGAGCUUUGGAUGCGUGACCCUGUGGAGUGCAUCAAGGAUCUUAUCGGUAAUCCUUUAUUCAAGCAACAUAUGGUAUACGCACCAUCACGAGCGUACAAGGACAAAGCAGCUGAUUGGUGGUGGGACAAGCAAAAAGAACUGCCCAAAGGAGCGACCUUAGCUCCCAUUAUCCUGGCUUCCGACAAGACAUUGCUUAUCCCAAUUUCGAGGCGACAAAUCUGCAUGGCCCUGUUUACCUCCACGAAGCUCAACUGCUUCACCUCUGAUGAAUGUUCCCUCACCGGAUACCGACUAUUUCAUCACUGUUUGUCCCUGCUGCUGGAGCCACUCAUUGUGGCUGGUCAGGAUGGUGUAGACAUGGUUUGUGCUGACUCACUGGUUCGACAAGUGUACCCCAUACUUGCCGCCUAUGUUGCAGACUUCCCUGAACAGUGCCUGGUCGCUUGCUGUAAAGAGAACCGUUGCCCUAAAUGUUUGGUUGCAGCUGAUGAGCGGGGCAACCCACUGAAUUCAUUGAUGAGAGACCUGGAUUCGACAAAGGAGACGCUGGAGAGAUGGAGGAGUGGUCAGCACCCUGGAGAAUUUGAUGAGCAUGGGCUGCGUGCCGUGUAUAAACCUUUCUGGGCAGACUUACCCCACACAGACAUUUUCAUGGCGUUCACACCAGACCUCCUUCACCAACUGCACAAAGGGGUCUUCAAAGACCAUCUCGUCAAAUGGUGCCUCGAGAUUGUGGGCGAAGACGAAAUUGACGCACGCUUCAAGACCAUUCCGGACUAUCCCGGUCUUCGUCAUUUUAAGAAAGGUAUCUCCAGCAUCAAACAAUGGACAGGAACUGAGCACAAGGAGAUGCAACGCGUUUUUGUGGCACUAAUUACUGGUGCAGUCCCAAGUCGAGUUGUCACCGUCGCACGGGCCAUAUUAGAUUUUUGCUAUUAUGCACGACUUCAGACACAUACAAGCGAAUCCCUGGACGGCCUUGAGAAUGCACUCGCAGUAUUCCAUGCGCACAAGGACGUGUUGAAGGAACUCGGAGUUCACGAGCAUUUCAAUAUUCCAAAGUUACAUCAAUUGUCUCACUACGUUCAAUCAAUCAAAUUGUUUGGAGCUGCUGAUGGAUUCAACACCGAACUUCCCGAGCGCCUGCACAUCGACUUCGCUAAAGAGGCUUACUGUGCAAGUAACAAGCGUGACUACGAGGAACAAAUGGCAUUAUGGCUUCAACGCCAGGAAGCAAUCUUCUGGCGGACCUCUUACCUCGAAUGGUUGGCUGAACGUGCUGCUCAGUCAGAACAUGAAUUUGACUAUAACUCUGACUCAGAUGCCGAGAACGAAGACUUCAACUUGGUGCCUGUUGUUUCGCAAGAGUUAGUUCGUGUUCUGGCAAAGACACCUCUGCACCCUCGGCAAUCUGUUCUACAUCUUGAAACUAUACAUGGUGCCGUCGAUUUUCUGCCUGCCUUCAAGUCGUUUUUACAGAAGCAUCUGCCACAUAAUCGCAUUGUGCCUGGCUAUCAAGACCGUUUUGACGUUUUUCAACAAGUCGUCGUCAUCCUUCCCCCCGACCUUCGUGUGUCCGAGUUACCCAAGUGCCUGCGGGUGAGGGCAACUCCUGCACUGGGUUCCCCUGCACGAUUUGACAUGGCAUUGAUUAGUACUGAUGGUGUCCAAGCAUCGAAGUUACUCACCCUGGAUGAGCCAGACCAGUUGUCUGGUCUGCGCCAAGUCUCACGUUCGACUCGUCAGUUGCGUCGGAAUGCGGCCAUGAUACAUGUUGACGAAAUUAUUCGUCCAUGUCAUCUAAUCCCAAAGAUGGGUCAAUCGGUCAACCCUGCAUGGACGAGCGCAAAUGUGUAUGAGUUGGCGAGUGAGUUUUACUUGAAUACAUUCAUUGACCUCGAGAGUUUUUGUAUGUCCACUAUGAUUACUUAG